CUCAUGGAGAUUUUGGCGAUUCCAGCUUGCUAAGAUCGGAUCAAACAGCCCGAGCAUCAGCAAAAUGGCCGGUGUCCAAGAAGUAUUCCGUGGCGACGUCCGGCGACAGCACGCGCGUCGGGUGCUAGUCUUCCCGCUGCCGUUCCAGGGCCACAUCAACCCGAUGCUGCAGCUCGCCGACGUGCUCCACGGCCGAGGCCUCGCCGUCACCGUCCUCCACACCCAGUUCAACGCGCUGGACCCCGCGCUCCACCCCGAGUUCACCUUCGUCGCCGUGCCCGACGGCAUCCCCGCCGACGUCGCCGCCUCGGGGAGCAUCAUCCCCAUCAUCCUCGCCAUGAACGCCGCCAUGGAGGCGUCGCUGGCCGUCCGCGAUGUGCUCGCGUCCGUCCUCGCGGACGACGGCCAGCCCCCCGCCGCGUGCCUGUUCAUCGACGCCAACCUCCUCGCCGUGCAGAAGGCCGCCUCGGCGCUCGGGCUCCCGACGAUGGUGCUGCGUACCGGCAGCGCCGCCUGCUUCAGCUGCUUCCUAGCCUAUCCCAUGCUCCACCACAACGGUUAUCUACCUCCAAAAGAAUCACAGCUCUACACACCGGUGAAAGAGCUGCCGCCGCUGCGUGUCAGGGACCUAUUCCGCACGAGCAGCAGAGACCACGAAAUGGUGCGCAAGGUUCUAGCCCGAGCCUCUGAAACCGUGAGGAACUCCUCCGGCCUCGUCGUCAACACGUCCGACGCUCUGGAGACCGCCGAGCUGGACAGGAUACGCCGCGAACUGGACGUGGCCUUCGUGCUCGCCGCCGGCCCGCUCCACAAGCUCUCCUCCCGGAGCACCGGGAGCAGCCUGCUGCGCGAGGACCGUAGCUGCAUGGAAUGGCUGGACAAGCAGGUCGCGGGGUCCGUGCUGUACGUGAGCUUCGGGAGCUUGGCAUCCAUGGAUGGCGUCGAGCUCUCGGAGGUCGCGUGGGGACUGGCCAACAGCGGCCACCCUUUUCUCUGGGUUGUCCGACGGGACCUCGUGCCGGGAUCGGACGGACCAGGCCUGCCGGAGGGGUUUGAUCGUGCGGUGGAGGGCAGAGGCAAGGUGAUCCCGUGGGCCCCGCAGCAGGAGGUGCUGGCCCACUUUGCAGUGGGUGGGUUCUGGACCCACAACGGCUGGAACUCGACAUUGGAGAGCAUCAGCGAGGGUCUCCCAAUGAUCUGCAUGCCUCACUUUGCGGAUCAAAUGAUGAACACAAGAUAUGUGGAGGCAGUAUGGGGUGUAGGGUUUGAGCUCGAGGGCAAGCCAGAGAGAAACAAAAUCACGGGGGCAAUUCAGAAGCUUAUGAAUGAGAGGGAAGGGGAAGUGGCUAGGAAAAAAGCAAGAGAACUUCAGAAAAACGUAGCGUCGUGCUUGGAAACUGGUGGGUCUUCUUUACUGGCUAUUGAUAAACUUGUCGAGCAUAUAUCGUCUUUGUAAUAUUUUGUGUUGUGUUGAUGUAUGAAAUAAUGUAUCUUCUUUACCGGCUAUUGAUAGACUUAUCAAGCAUAUAUCGUCUUUGUAAUAUGUUGUGUUGUGUUGAUGUAUGAAAUACUGUAUCUUCUUUACCGGCUAUUGAUAGA
This is a messenger RNA of Triticum aestivum (bread wheat), 1599 nucleotides long. RefSeq names its product DIMBOA UDP-glucosyltransferase BX9-like. The transcript has 2 exons. NCBI's taxonomy places the organism in Eukaryota, Viridiplantae, Streptophyta, Magnoliopsida, Poales, Poaceae. Gene Ontology annotation, molecular function: quercetin 3-O-glucosyltransferase activity; quercetin 7-O-glucosyltransferase activity. The record is from RefSeq and is a predicted model, not a curated record. The coding region runs from base 65 to 1456 and encodes 463 amino acids.